Alosa alosa (allis shad) is the source of this 1342-nucleotide messenger RNA. RefSeq lists its product as uncharacterized. Lineage: Eukaryota; Metazoa; Chordata; Actinopteri; Clupeiformes; Clupeidae. Bases 35 to 781 code for a protein of 248 amino acids. The record is from RefSeq and is a predicted model, not a curated record. The transcript has 2 exons.
ACCACCACUCCACCGACUAAAGCAAGGCUCUCUUAUGCAGGCUCAAAGCAACAUCCCAACGUCCCUAGAGGGCUCAUCGGUCAUAAGUGCACUGCUAACCUCACCAUCUCCGGUGAUGAGUGACCAGGCUUCGCUGGAAGAGCAUCAGAGGAUAAAGCAGUUCACCUCCCACCACUUGUUUUCAGCUACUGAGACCAACUUACCUGCUGAUGUGAUCACCGCUGCCUGUCACAAACACCUCCUCUGCAAUACUGAGCCAGACUCACCCGUGACGCUGGUCGAAUCCCUCGCACUCCAUCCUGAGGCGGUGCCAGAUGCCUUUGAAGAGGACGACUGCCUUGAAGGACAUGCCACCGUUCCCAGGUUUUCAGAGGAAGAGCUUGGGCGACACCAGAGGGCUGAUCCUGCCAUAGGCCAAGUCAUCACCCUGCUUGAGUUAGGAGAACAGGUCACACCCCAGCUCAUGGCUGCUUCUCCAGAGCUCAAGUUGAUGGCGAAGGAGUGGAACCGCCUGGAACUCAAGAAUGGCAUCCUGUACAGGAACCGGCAGUGUGACUCCCGCCCAGUCUGUCAGCUCGUGCUACCUCAUGAGUUGAGAUCAGCUGUACUCAAGAGUCUGCACGAUGACAUGGGGCAUCUUGGUAUCGACCGCACUCUUGACCUGGUCAGAUCUCGCUUCUAUUGGCCCUUGUCAACAUCCAGACCACUAGACCAAUGGAGUUGGUCUGUAUGGAUUUUCUGUCCCUGGAACCUGACCGCAACACCAAAGACAUCCUGGUGAUCACCGACCACUACACCAAGUACGCAGUUGCAAUUCCAACCAAAGAUCAGAAAGCCUGCACUGUGGCACGGUGUCUGUGGGAGCAAUUCUUUGUCCACUAUGGAUUCCCUGAGAGACUCCACAGUGACCAGGGCCGAGACUUUGAGUCUCACACCAUUAAGGAGCUCUGUGCCAUCACUGGGAUCAGGAAGGUUAGGACAAGUCCUUACCACCCACGUGGAAACCCAGUUGAGCGGUACAACCGCACCCUCCUGAGUAUGCUGGGAACAUUGAAAGACAAGGAGAAGAGCAGAUGGCGUGAUUUUGUGAAACCCCUCACUCACGCCUACAACUGCACUAAGAACGAAGUCACCGGUUUCUCCCCUUAUGAGCUCAUGUUCGGCAGACGCCCCCGCCUUCCGAUUGACAUCGCGUUCGGACUGCCAGUUAGAGGUGUCCAAUCUACCUCCCACUCUCAAUACGUGACAAAGCUCAAGUCUCACCUCAAAGAGAGUUACGAACUGGCCAUGAAGAAUGCAGAGAAGGUUGCUGUCAGAAACAAAAGACGCUUUGACAAGUCUG